Papilio machaon (common yellow swallowtail) is the source of this 2128-nucleotide messenger RNA. RefSeq names its product leucine-rich repeat protein soc-2 homolog (gene Sur-8). The record is from RefSeq and is a predicted model, not a curated record. Lineage: Eukaryota; Metazoa; Arthropoda; Insecta; Lepidoptera; Papilionidae. The transcript has a single exon. The coding region runs from base 310 to 2013 and encodes 567 amino acids. Gene Ontology annotation, molecular function: protein binding.
UGUAAAUUGUAAUUUUUCAAAGCAGAAAUGCAAUGCAUUUUCAUUAUUUUUAGAACAGGGCUUUUUCUUGUUUAAGUUUUCCUCCUCGGGAGUGUCAGUAAAACGAACUUAUAGUCGUUACAUAUCUUCAAAGUAAAUCAGUAAACAAGUUUUAUGCGUUAACUGACAAUUUCCAUAUUGAAGUGAACCAGUAUUGAUUGUGUUUAUUGAAAUAAAAUUAAAAGAAUGUUACGGGAGUUGUAAAAAGGUAAUCGCCCAAUAAUAUACUCAUAAUAGACUGGAUCAAAAGUAAUUGAGAAACUUAUCGGAAUGAAUCUCGAUAACUCGUCGAGAGAAAAUUCCGAAGCCUUGGAUUCCAUCGGUACCGUAAGUCCGAGAGAAAAAUAUCACAGUAUGAGAGAAAAGAAAUUAUCGACUGCUUCACUAACAAACUCCGAAGGAGCUCGUCCAAAAGUGGUAACCGUGAAACAUCCUGAGUCAAACAAGCCUAAGCCUACAGCCAAGAAGAACAAACCCAUUCAAGCCGAUUUAGAUGUCAUCAAAGAGUUUGUGCGAUGCCGCGAGGAAGGCGUCAAGCGACUAGAUUUAAGCAAAUCUAGCAUCACAUCUCUACCCCCUAAUGUCAGAGACCUGACACAUUUGGUUGAAUUUUAUUUAUAUGGAAAUAAAUUAGUAGCUCUUCCUGCUGAAUUUGGUUGUCUGACUAAUUUGCAGACACUAGCAUUAAAUGAAAAUUCUUUAACAAGCUUACCUGAUUCUCUUGCAAAUUUAAAAUGCCUGAAGGUAUUGGAUUUGCGACAUAAUAAAUUAAGCGAUAUUCCUGAUGUUGUAUAUAAGUUGACAUCAUUAACAACACUGUUUCUACGAUUUAAUAGAAUUCGAGUUGUUUGUGAUGGCAUUGCCAAUCUUACAAACUUAACUAUGCUCAGUUUAAGAGAAAAUAAGAUCAAAGAAUUGUCCUCUGGGAUUGGUAAACUGGUUAAUUUGGUAACAUUUGAUGUCUCACAUAACCACUUGGAACAUUUACCCCAAGAAAUUGGUUUUUGCGUUAAUCUGUCUACUCUUGAUUUGCAACAUAAUGAAUUGCUGGAUAUCCCUGAGACAAUAGGUAACCUCCAAUCACUGACUCGUCUCGGUCUUCGUUACAACCGACUGACUGCCAUUCCUGCAAGCUUAAGCAACUGCAAACAUAUGGAUGAGUUCAAUGUAGAAGGCAAUUCUAUUUCGCAACUCCCCGAAGGUUUGCUUGCCAGUCUUAAUGAAUUGACAAGCAUUACUCUCUCUAGAAAUUCCUUUAUGAGUUAUCCCUCUGGAGGACCUGCUCAAUUUACUAAUGCAUUUUCCAUAAAUCUAGAGCAUAACCAAAUUGAUAAAAUACCAUAUGGUAUAUUCUCAAGAGCUAAAAGUUUGACCAAACUGAACAUGAAAGAGAACUUGCUGACAUCUCUACCCCUUGACAUUGGCACAUGGAUCAACAUGGUGGAGCUUAAUUUAGGCACAAACCAAUUGCUGAAAUUGCCUGAUGAUAUUCAAUGCCUUCAGAACUUGGAGGUAUUAAUACUAUCCAACAAUUUGUUAAAACGAAUCCCACCUAGCAUUGGUAGCUUAAGAAAGCUUAGAGUUUUAGAUUUGGAAGAGAACAAGCUGGAAGUUCUACCAAAUGAAAUAGGAUUUUUGCAUGACUUGCAAAAAUUGAUUGUGCAAUCCAAUCAGCUAACUACAUUGCCUCGAUCCAUUGGUCAUUUGAUUAAUCUUACAUUUCUUAGUGUUGGUGAAAACAAUCUGCAGUAUUUGCCUGAAGAAAUUGGCACACUUGAGAACUUGGAAUCAUUGUAUUUGAAUGAUAAUCCAAAUUUAUUUAACUUACCGUUUGAGUUAGCUCUUUGUGUGAGCUUACAGAUAAUGAGUAUUGAGAAUUGUCCUUUGACUGCUAUUCCACCUGAGGUGGUAUCUUCAGGUCCGUCAUUGGUUAUUCAAUAUUUGAAAUCGCAAGGCCCAUACAGGGCCAUGUGAUAUAAGGAAGUUGACAGCCUAGUGAAUGAGGGCAUUUAAACUUGAAAGAGCAUAAUUUCUUCAAAAUAUCUACAGCUUACCUUGAAUUUUGUCAACAAUGAUUAAAAAUCAUACA